UUUUAAGGAUUUACAUUGAUUCUAAGGAGCGUAGGCGAAGAAGAUAUAUGAAGCACGCGCAUAGCACGUGGCUGAAAGAUCUGCAGAGAAACAUUUGGAGGCGGUGGAGAAGAAAGGAGUAGGGUUGAUCAGAGACGACGACCAUGGCCAUCAGAACUCUCACUCACACUCAUACUCAAACUGCAAUAACCUUUCUCAUUUUUCUCUCUUUCUUUCUUCGUACUCAAUCCGAGGUUAUAACCUUAACCUCUGAUACAUUUAAUGAUAAGAUCAAGGAGAAGGAUACUGCGUGGUUUGUGAAAUUCUGCGUCCCCUGGUGCAAGCAUUGCAAAAACCUGGGCUCUUUGUGGGAUGAUUUGGGAAAGACAAUGGAAGGAGAAGAUGAAAUAGAGGUUGGGGAAGUGGAUUGCGGCAUGGAGAAAACAGUCUGUUCCAAAGUUGAUAUUCAUUCGUAUCCUACCUUUAAGGUUUUCUAUGAUGGUGAAGAAGUAGCAAGAUAUCAAGGUUCAAGGGAUGUUGAAUCAAUGAAAACCUUUGUUUUGGAAGAAGCUGAAAAGGCAGCAGCAAAAGCACUUGACAGCGAUAAAGAAUUAUAACAACUUUUGAGUUUCUUCAGGCGCAGUCAUCAUCUGGAUUGCAACCAGCCCUUUACUGUAGGUGGUGCACUUCCCAGAUCAGCAAUCACCUUCAGGUUCAGUCUGAGACAUUCAUUUUUCUCUGUUCUGAUCAGCAUUUGUUUGUUUCACCUAGCAGCUGUAACUAAUUCCGUAUACUACCACAAUUUCUUUCUUUUAUACUCCACAAUUUUCAUUUUUAGGUUUUUUUGUACUCUAAAAAGCUGAUAGUGGCUUGUCAAUGUUAAAAGUUCCAUUCGAUACUGU
Vigna angularis (adzuki bean) is the source of this 881-nucleotide messenger RNA. Its product is annotated as protein disulfide-isomerase 5-1. Bases 144 to 596 code for a protein of 150 amino acids. The transcript has 5 exons. Gene Ontology annotation, cellular component: endoplasmic reticulum. The record is from RefSeq and is a predicted model, not a curated record. Gene Ontology annotation, molecular function: protein disulfide isomerase activity. NCBI's taxonomy places the organism in Eukaryota, Viridiplantae, Streptophyta, Magnoliopsida, Fabales, Fabaceae. Gene Ontology annotation, biological process: protein folding.